This is a messenger RNA of Cryptomeria japonica (Japanese cedar), 4742 nucleotides long. RefSeq names its product disease resistance protein RPV1. Gene Ontology annotation, biological process: signal transduction. NCBI's taxonomy places the organism in Eukaryota, Viridiplantae, Streptophyta, Pinopsida, Cupressales, Cupressaceae. The record is from RefSeq and is a predicted model, not a curated record. Bases 99 to 4697 code for a protein of 1532 amino acids. Gene Ontology annotation, molecular function: ADP binding. The transcript has 5 exons.
GAGGGCUCUUAAUCCCUCUCACAUUAUUUUUUCUUUGUUUUUCUUCAUCCUUUCUACCCCACAGUUUGGGCUUCUAAGCUCGCCCUCAAUCUGAUCCAAUGCCAAUGGCAACCCCAAAUGCUUUUGCAGAAAUAAUGCCGCCAUCUGCAUCGUCUUCAACUCCAACGAAAGCAGUGCGGUACGAUGUGUUCAUAAACCAUCGUGGCCCUGACACCAAGCAAAACCUAGCCGCAUCAAUAUACGGUGCCCUCAAACCCCUGGGAAUUGAAGUUUUCUUAGAUGAAUUGGAGCUUCAACUUGGUGAUUGCAUACCAUCCGAAUUACAAUAUGCAAUCAAUACUUCUUUCCUUCACAUUGCAAUACUUUCACCCAGAUAUGCAGAAUCCCCUUGGUGUUUGGAAGAGUUGCGGCUUAUGCUCCGAACUGGCAAGACAAUCAUUCCAGUGUUCUACGGUGUUGAUCCCGGUCAUCUCCGUCGGAUGAAAGGACCCAUUGCUCAAGCAUUUUCCAAGCUUGAAACUCAGGCCAGAUAUACUCCACGAAAGCUUGAGGAUUGGAAAAUGGCGUUGCAAGAGGUUUCAAAAUUUAAAGGCCACAUAGUCGAGGAGGAUGAUGAAAGAAUGUUGAAGGAGAAUAUUACAAGUUAUAUAUUGGAACAUUCUAAAAGGUAUUCAUUUGUGGUGGCUGAACAUCCUGUGGGUCUAGAUGAAAUCUUACAAGAUUUUGAAAGAAGUGUAAAGAUUUCAAAAGAUGUAAAAAUUGUGGGGAUAACAGGUAUGGGUGGGAGUGGAAAAACCACAUUGGCAAAACACUACUACAACAAGAAGAAACAGUCUUUCUAUAAAUAUAGUUUUGUUAGCCUGCAAGAUACAUCUAAUAAAAAUUUGUAUAAGAAACAGGAAAAAAUGUUUGGAGACAUUGUUGGCCCAGAAUACACAUCACUUGCUAGUAUGGAAGAAGGAAAAGCAAUCCUAGCAGAGUAUUUGAGUUCUGUUCAGAUAUUUAUUAUCUUAGAUGAUGUAAAUGAUCUAAAGCAAUUGGAUUCUCUCCUGCCAGUAAAAGACAAUCUUAACCAAAAUAGUAUAAUUGUAAUUACAAGUCGAGAUUCCGGUAUACUCACAUCAUGGGGAAUUCCUUCUGAUUGCAUUUAUAAGAUGAAGGGAUUAAAUACCGAGCAUGCCAUGGAACUCUUUUGCUGGAACGCUUUAGGGCAACUCUCUCCAAUAAAUGAAUUUGAAUAUCUUGUUCAAAAGUUUUUGGAAGUCUGUCAGGGAUUGCCAUUGUCCCUCAAGGUAUUAGGACGACUUGUGCGUGGAGAGUCCAAGGAAUUUUGGGAUGAUCAACUAAACCAACUCUCUAGAAUACUGCCAGAAGAAAUUGAAAGUGUGCUGAAAGUGAGCUUUGAUGCACUAAAUAAGGAAGCCCAGGAGGUAUUUUUAGACAUAUCUUGCUUCUUUACAGGAACCGAAACAGAAACAGAUUCGGUCAUCACAUUGUGGGAUGGGUCCGGAUGGAGUGGGCUGUGUAGUUUAAAAAAACUUGUGAACAAGUGUUUGGUUGACGUAAAUGAGAGCAAGUGCAUCAGAAUGCAUGAUCAGCUGAGAGAUCUGGGAAGACAAAUUGCAGAGACAAGGCCACCGUACCGACUUUGGUCACGGAAGCAAAUUGACCACAUUGAGGAACAGGGGGAGCAAAUUGUGCUUAUCCGGGGAAUUAAAGCAGAAACAGAUGAAUUUUAUGAAGAUGCUAUGAAUCUUGUGAGGGGAUCCAAUAUUUCUAAGCGGCGUUUAGAAAUCCUGGAUGUGAAAAAUAAUUAUUUUACAGAAGAAUUGGCAACAGUAGCAGAACCACUUAUCUGGCUGCGAUGGGGCAACUUUCCGCAUACAGCUCUUCCGUCAUGGAUUCCCAUGAAGAAGUUGAGAGUUUUAGAGCUUCGUAAGGCUUCUAAAUUAGAAGAAUUGUGGAGCGAGGAGGCCGAUCCUCCUGUGCAGCUGAUUGUGCUGAAAAUCAUUCAUACCGGAAGUUUCCUGCGAUUUCCAAGAUCAAUAAGGUUUCUAAAGGAUUUGAAAAAAAUAUCCUUGCAUUCCGAUGGAGCUCCUAUCGAAGGUCUGCCGGAGGAGUUUUGCCUUCUCCAAUCGCUGGAGUGCCUCGAGUUAGGUGGAUGCCGUAAGCUCAAAUCUUUGCCCAGCAAGUUCGGUAAUUUGACAAAUCUGCGACGUCUAGUUUUGGAAGGAUGCAGUGGGAUCGAAGUUCUGCCAGACGGGUUUUGCCGUCUCCAGUCGCUGGAGUUUCUCAACAUAAAUGUAUGUCAUAAGCUAAAAGCACUGCCUAGCAAGUUUGGCAAUUUGACAAAUCUGAGGGAGCUACGUAUGCACUAUUGCAAAGAGAUCGAAGUUCUACCAGCAGAGUUUGGCCGUCUCCAAUCGCUGAAUUUGCUCGACUUGAAUGGAUGUCAUAAGCUAAGAUCGCUGCCUUGCAAAUUGAGCGAUUUGUCAAAUCUGAAGCGUCUAAAUUUGGGUAGAUGCAGUGGGAUCGAAGGUCUACCAGAAGAGUUUGGCCACCUCCAAUCGUUGAAGUCUCUCAACUUAAGUGGAUGUCAUAAGCUAAGAUCGCUGCCCAGCAAGUUCGGCGAUUUGACAAGUCUGGAGUAUCUAAUUUUGGAAGGAUGCAGUGGGAUCGAAGGUCUACCAGAAGAGUUUGGCCACCUCCAAUCGUUGAAGUCUCUCAACUUAAGCGGAUGUCAUAAGCUAAGAUCGCUGCCUUGCAAAUUGAGCGAUUUGUCAAAUCUGAAGCGUCUAAAUUUGGGUAGAUGCAGUGGGAUCGAAGGUCUACCAGAAGAGUUUGGCCAACUCCAAUCGUUGAAGUCUCUCAACUUAAGCGGAUGUCAUAAGCUAAGAUCGCUGCCCAGCAAGUUCGGCGAUUUGACAAGUCUGGAGUAUCUAAUUUUGCAAGGAUGCAGUGGGAUCGAAGGUCUACCAGAAGAGUUUGGCCACCUCCAAUCGUUGAAGUCUCUCCACUUAAGCGGAUGUCAUACGCUAAAAACGCUGCCCAGCAAGUUCGGCGAUUUGACAAGUCUGGAGUAUCUAAUUUUGCAAGGAUGCAGUGGGAUCGAAGGUCUACCAGAAGAGUUUGGGCACCUCCAAUCGUUGAAGUCUCUCCACUUAAGCGGAUGUCAUACGCUAAAAUCGCUGCCCAGCAAGUUCGGCGAUUUGACAAGUCUGGAGUAUCUAAUUUUGGAAGGAUGCAGUGGGAUCGAAGGUCUACCAGAAGAGUUUGGCCACCUCCAAUCGUUGAAGUCUCUCCACUUAAGCGGAUGUCAUACGUUAAAAUCGCUGCCCAGCAAGUUCGGCGAUUUGACAAGUCUGGAGUAUCUAAUUUUGGAAGGAUGCAGUGGGAUCGAAGGUCUACCAGAAGAGUUUGGGCACCUCCAAUCGUUGAAGUCUCUCCACUUAAGCGGAUGUCAUACGCUAAAAUCGCUGCCCAGCAAGUUCGGCGAUUUGACAAGUCUGGAGUAUCUAAUUUUGGAAGGAUGCAGUGGGAUCGAAGGUCUACCAGAAGAUUUUGGCCACCUCCAAUCGUUGAAGUCUCUCGACUUAAGCGGAUGUCAUACGCUAAAAUCGCUGCCCGGCAAGUUCGGCGAUUUGACAAAAUUGCGGACUCUAAAGUUGUGGAAAUGCAAUGGGUUGAUGAUCCCAACGGAAACACUUGCACAGCUUACUAGCCUUGGUCUUCUGAAACUUUCCGGUUGCCUUGAGCACACAGAAUUGGUUAUUCAGCCGGGGUGCUUUUCUUCAUUUAGUAGCCUCACAUCAAUGGCAGUAGGUUACUGUCCUGUGUCUAGGAUAUCCAUCUCUCAACAAUGUUGCCCCAGUCUGGAAACUCUACAUCUUUCUCACAAUCAAGACUUAGUAGAGAUGGAUUGUUUGCCAACAUCAGUCAGCUACAUAUAUUUGGACAGAUGUCCAAAGUUGGAAAGCAUAAGCCUUAAUUCAUGUGGUCCCGUGCAGACGUCGAGUAUAAACGAGUGUGGGAAGCUCAGGAAAAUAAAAGGAUUACAAAAUUGCAGACGCUUGCAGAUAUCAAAUGGAGAAGCUUGCAGCAAGGUGCCUGUCUUAGAAUGUCUGAAGGGUAUGGAGAGUUUGCAGAGUGUAAGCCUCACAGCAGCAUGUGACAUAUCAGCAUUUGAAGCUUUCCUUCAAACCUUAAAUAGAGAGAAAUGGCCAAAGGAAUGUGUAAUAAGUUGUAGGACAGCGCCUGGCGUGGAGGCAAUUAUCAAGUCUUUGGCCUUUCCUGCUCUCACUUCGGUUGACUCGUUCGACCGGCAGAGGACUAGUAGGCGUUUUUGGCGGUAUAAGUUUGUGAAAGAGCGUUCUACCAACGAGGCAGAGAUGAUAUGCCUUGUUAUAGAUUCUCCUUCCAAUGCCAUCGAUCUAUACUUGGAUGAUAUGCCUGGUAGAGUGCGUGUGAAUGAAGGAAAAUGGGUAUACAUAGUUGUUUUCACAGGAUCUGUCCCUGUGCGAACCAAAGUUUCGUUCUGCCUGUAUUCAACCCGACGGGAAGGUGAAGGUCCGAUAGAAGUUGAUUGUGUAGAGAUGGGAGUGCUAGCGAUGGGUGAGGAAAAGAGAGUCGUGGAUGCUUUCUUUGAAGUAGUGCAACUUUUGGGAAAAGUAUGUCAUAUAUGUUGCGAGGGUCGAUAAUAGUAAAUUUAUAGAUUUGAGUAAUUAUAAAGAGAGGAUAAUUUA